Messenger RNA from Trichoderma harzianum CBS 226.95, 240 nucleotides. RefSeq lists its product as hypothetical. The transcript has a single exon. Lineage: Eukaryota; Fungi; Ascomycota; Sordariomycetes; Hypocreales; Hypocreaceae. Bases 1 to 240 code for a protein of 79 amino acids. The record is from RefSeq and is a predicted model, not a curated record.
AUGUACCUCUUGUUUGUUGAUACAAAGUUAUGCAAGCCCACUGAUUGUCUUUGUUAUCAAUCUCAAGCGUCGGGAACUAUCGGGUUGGGCUGUCAGCGGAUGCCGAUGGCUCUUAUCUACAUAGCAGCUACUGUAUUAUACCUGUUGAUAGGAGGAGAGGACAGGAGUUACACUGGCGAAUGGAGCCAUUCUAAGGCAUAUUCUUCACAAUCCUUUUGGGAGUUUCUACAUCUGCAGUAA